Molecule: messenger RNA, 1143 nt
Organism: Microtus oregoni (creeping vole)
Lineage: Eukaryota; Metazoa; Chordata; Mammalia; Rodentia; Cricetidae
Gene: Zfp57
Product: ZFP57 zinc finger protein
Biological process (GO): regulation of DNA-templated transcription
Source: RefSeq, a predicted model, not a curated record
AUGGGAAGCAAGAAACAGCCUGCCCAGCCCCUCCAGAGACCAAUCACUUGUGAGGACGUAGCAGUGUCUUUCACCAACGAAGAAUGGGCAUGUCUGACUGAGAAACAGAAGAUCCUUUACCGGAAAGUGCAGUCAGAAACCUUUAAGAACCUGGCAUUUGUAGGAAGCAAGAAGAGGAGUUCUCAAGAUCCUAGCUCAAAUCUGGAAGAUGAAGAGAACAAUGUUAAAGAGAAGGGCUCUCUUGCUUGUACAGGGAUGUUCAAAGGUGGACCACUCUAUUUCUGCCUGACCUGUGGCAGAUGUUACAAAAAGUACAUCAACCUCUUUAAUCACCAGUUUAAGGCCCAGAAGACUACUAGCCACAAAGCCGUGGGCUCCAAGCCUCAGCAUCGUAAAGAGAGGACUUUCUCUUGCCAGCUCUGUAACAAGAUCUACCGCGAUCCUUCUGGACUGAGCCGGCACCGACGCACUCAUUUAGGUUAUAGGCCCAGUUCAUGCUCUGUGUGUGGAAAACGCUUCCGGGAUCAGUCUGAGGUCAAACGCCACAUGAAGGUACACGAAAACAGGAAGCCAGGGACUGGCAACCAGGAGCAUGAGGUGAAGAAGGUUCCACUUGAAACAGCUGGAUCCCAGGGUCCCAACGUCAGGCAUCGGAAAGUGAUCCAAGGACCAGUGGGCAGACCAGUGGCCAGGGCUAAGGCAAGCUGCAACAGAGACUCAUCUCUGAAUGUCAGAUCCAGCUCUGUUCCAGUAAAAUGCUCAAGAAAAAACAUCCAUUGCCCCUAUUGUUUGAUAGGUUUUACCAAGAGGACUUGCUUCUUAACCCACCUCAAAGUCCACUUCACAAAUGAGCCCGACCAAUACCUCCAUCACAGAGAGUCCUCCCACUCAUCCGUGGUGGUAGGUUCCCAAAAGAACACCCACAGGAAGCAGGAUAUCUACUGUUGCCCUGUCUGCGACGUCCUCUUUAGGGAAAAGGAAAGCCUGCUGGAUCACAUGUGCUGUAAAGAACCAGGUAGAUCCAUUAAGUGCUGGGAAAUCCUGGGUCAUUUGCUUGCCUUUCUUGACCCUUUGAAGCCAGGAAAUAUUUCAAAAGUAAAGGAGAGUCCUUGGAAAAAAAUGAAAUCUAGGAAGACAAGAUGA